CCACAUUCUAUAUUGAAAUAUAUACAAAUAUAUUCAUUGAUGUUGUGAUAAUUGCUAGGUUUGUUGUCAAUCAUUCUCAAAAUACAAAAACAUCAUGGGGAUGAUCAUGAGUUAUAUGGGAGGAUCAGGUGAGGGAUUAGCAUCCCAGGCUUUAAGUCUUGUAUCAGGAGCACUCUAUGAUCAAUUUUUGGAGAAAGAAGUCAAAAGCUUUGAUGCCUUCCACACUGCCAUUCUUGAUAUAUUCAACACUAUCAACAUGGCCUUGCCUGGUAAGCAUUAUGAUGUACCAUCAAACAAGGAGAUUAAGAACUUUUUCAAACAAUGGAAUGAAUCCAAGGAAGAAAAUAAGAAAAAUAUUUUCACAGAUUUCAUGAUUAAGUAUGUAAAUAUCAGCAAAGUAGAUGAUUCAAUGAUGAUCACUGGAAUAGUGGCACCUCCAGCAGCUAUGGUAGCCAAAAGAUCAGGACAAUCAGUUCCUCAGUUAAGUGCUUUGAAAGUCAUUCCUGAUGUUAUCUUUGUACCAACUGCUACAAUUUUGGCUCUCAUUGCUGUCAAGGUUACUAAAAGAAUGUCAAUCAAGAAAAUGCAUCCUAUUUAAUUUUCAUUCUUAAUGUAAUGUAAUAGUAUGACUAAUCUCGAAUUGCUUGUGAUUGUGAAAUGUUAAGUAAUUGUGAACUUUAAAUUAUUGAGCAA
This is a messenger RNA of Trifolium pratense (red clover), 693 nucleotides long. RefSeq lists its product as uncharacterized. The transcript is spliced from 4 exons. NCBI's taxonomy places the organism in Eukaryota, Viridiplantae, Streptophyta, Magnoliopsida, Fabales, Fabaceae. The record is from RefSeq and is a predicted model, not a curated record. Bases 95 to 598 code for a protein of 167 amino acids.